Pygoscelis adeliae (Adelie penguin) is the source of this 2776-nucleotide messenger RNA. Its product is annotated as cytochrome P450 2C5-like. Gene Ontology annotation, molecular function: oxidoreductase activity, acting on paired donors, with incorporation or reduction of molecular oxygen, reduced flavin or flavoprotein as one donor, and incorporation of one atom of oxygen; iron ion binding; heme binding. The transcript is spliced from 9 exons. Gene Ontology annotation, biological process: xenobiotic metabolic process. The record is from RefSeq and is a predicted model, not a curated record. Lineage: Eukaryota; Metazoa; Chordata; Aves; Sphenisciformes; Spheniscidae. Gene Ontology annotation, cellular component: intracellular membrane-bounded organelle; cytoplasm. Bases 84 to 1577 code for a protein of 497 amino acids.
UUUCUGCUCACUGCUCAGUUGUGAUUUUCUCCCUGGAGGGGGAAUCUCUUAAUUUUUUUCCUGCUCGGCAGCACGGGGCGAGGAUGGAUGCUGGAUCAGCCGGGUUGCUUGUUGUCCUUCUCCUCCUCUCCACCCUGUGGUUCCUGGUCUGGAGAAGCGAUAAGAAGAGAAGCCAGCUGCCUCUGGGACCGGCCCCGUGGCCCAUUCUGGGCAACCUAUGCCAAAAGGACAUCCUGCCCCUCUACAGGACCUACGAGAAGCUGAGCAGCACAUACGGCCCCAUCUUCACCGUCUGGCUGGGGCUGAAGCCGGUGGUGGUGCUCUGUGGGUACAAGGUGGUGAAGGAUGCUCUGGUGGGCCACUCCGAGGAGUUUGGAGGGAGACCUGAGAUACCCCUCCUGGUGCAGCUAUCGAAAGACUACGGUUUUGUCUCUAACAAUGAGGAGAAGUGGCGGGAGCUGCGGAGGUUCACACUCAGCACCCUGCGGGACUUCGGGAUGGGGAAGAGCUCCAUGUCGCAGCGGGUGCAGCAGGAGGCCCAGCACCUGGUGGAGCUGCUCGCAAAACUCAAAGGAAAUGCCUUCGAGCCAAUGACCAUGUUCAGACAUGCAGUUGCCAACGUGAUCUGCUCCGUUGUCUUCGGGAGCCGUUACAGCUACAGCGACACGGCCUUUCUGGAGCUACUGAACGUGAUCGGGAAUUACAUCAGCUUCUUCCUCUCCCCCAUAGCCGUGGUCUACAACACCUUCCCCAACAUCAUGCACCAUCUCCCGGGGCCACACAAGAAAGCCUUGGCCGAGUGCGAGAAGCUGAAGAACUACAUCCGAGAAAGAAUCGAGCUUCACAAGCUGACACUGGAUCCCAGCUGCCCCCGGGACUACAUCGACUGUUUCCUUAUGAAGGCAGAGAAGGAGAAGAACAGCCCGGAGAACAUGUACAGCAACGAAGACUUGGUUAUGUCAGUAUUCAACCUCUUUGGUGCGGGGACAGUGACCACUAGCAACACCCUGCUCUUCUUCCUCUUGAUCCUGGCAAAACACCCCCAUAUUCAAGCCAAGGUCCAAGAGGAGAUCGAUGCGGUGGUGGGCACCGGCCGUGCUCCCAGCAUGGACGACAAGCUGAGGAUGCCGUACACCAACGCGGUGAUCCACGAGCUGCAGCGCGUCCACAAGACCCGCAUUGAGAACUUCCCGCGGAUGACGACACGAGACAUUGUGUUCAGGGGCCACACCAUCCCCAAGGACACAGCUGUUAUUCCGGUACUUUCUUCCGUGCAUACGGAUCCAACUCAGUGGGAGAACCCCAAAGAAGUCAACCCAGGCCACUUCUUGGAUGAGAAGGGCGAGUUCAGGAAGCGUGAAGCCUUCAUGGCUUUCUCGGCAGGGAAGCGUAUGUGCCCAGGAGAAGCACUGGCUCGCAUCGAGCUCUUCCUUUUCCUCACCACGCUGCUGCAGAGCUUCACCUUCCAGCUCGCUAUCGAGUACAAGGAGACGGAUUUAUUAUCCCUAUGGCUCGAGAUAGAGAGGAGGGCGAUACCGGGCAAGUUCUUUGCUAUUCGGCGCCCGGUGUCAUCUUAAGCAGAGAGCAGUGGGGAGGAAGAAGGGGUCUUCCAGGUGCCUUAACUUCUUCCAAAAUCAGAGCAAGUCAUGAAACCAUGAGCACUACAGCAGCAACCACCAAGCAGGAGGAUCGCUUCAAGCUUCUCCUGGGAGAUGUGCCACGCAGCUCUGCCACCAGCUCCAUGGGCAUCCUGGCUCCCAACCCUUCCCCUCCACAUCCCAGUAACACAAGGAAGACAGCACUGGUUUUCUUCCCCCCAUAUCUAUUGGCUCUGGUUGAACCUCUAGCUCCUUGUGGCCGGGCUGCCUGUGGCUCCCCGGGCUCAGCUGGGUGCUCUCUCAUUUUGGUGAGAGGCUCUGCAAUAAAAAUAACUAUCAUAACUGGAUGCUGGUGUUUAUAAGGACACUUGCGGUGCCUCCUGAUGUAAGGGUGAUGAUGCUCAGGCUUCCUUGCCCUUCACAGGUGGCGUGUGAGCCAGCCGUGACAACCAAGGUGACCGGUUGGGGGUACUUACUACUUCUGUUUCCCUGCUUUGCCUGCUCUCUGUACCCUCCCGCAUUACGCAAAGUCCAUGACGCUGCAAAUUGCGCCCGCUCUCAUCCCUACGUCCUAGUGCACAGGGAUGAAACCCUUGUGAACACCCUUUAGGCCAUCAAAACAUUAAAAAAUGAUGCACAAGGGGGAAAUGUGCUCCAGGAGAGGGCUGCCGUGCUUGGGAAGCAAGAAGUAUUUUGCCACCAAAGUCACUGCUUCCUUCUCAUGGUGCUCAAUACGUCUUCUGUGCUUGCGCUGCCUUAACCACCCCUGCACGAAGAGGGAAUUACUUGCUAGCCCCCAGGCAUGCUCCAGCUUUUAUUCCAAAACAUUGGGACUUUAAAGAAAAGGGUUUUUUCUUUAAAUGCCUGUGCAAGGGAAAAAUGACCUGGAUACAUGCCCACCCUGCCCAGCCUCAGCGAUGGCCUGGGCUCCUCCUUCCACCGGUGGGCAGCUGAAUGUGUCUCCAGGCCUUGGAAAACCAGUAUGUGUCCCACUGUGUCCAGUUCUUCCCAGUGCAAACCUCCCAGAUAGAGGACUUCAGCUCCAUGUUUGUUCCCAGGGUGUCUUCGUCCUUCCCAGGUUUCUGUGUGUCCCAGGACAGAUUGAGCCAGGAAAACAUUCAGUUUGUUUUAGCUGAUUUGCCUCCGUGGCUUUAAUCUUCAAAUGAAUCUUAUGCAUC